Molecule: messenger RNA, 741 nt
Organism: Cutaneotrichosporon cavernicola
Lineage: Eukaryota; Fungi; Basidiomycota; Tremellomycetes; Trichosporonales; Trichosporonaceae
Exons: 4
Coding region: 1-741 (246 amino acids)
Source: RefSeq, a predicted model, not a curated record
AUGUCUGCCACGAUCCCCCGGAGGAAGAAACGCAAACGGCACCGUCGCAAGGGAGGCCGAAGCAAACUCCCUGGUCUUCCGAUGCACCUGCGUCCACCGCUGGACACCAUGGACAUGGACGCACGCCUCAUGAUCUCACGAUACUGCCCAACCUCUUACACGCCCAGUCCCCAGUUCCUCCGCGAUCCCCGCUUGCGGACGUUCGCGUGCGCACUCCUCGUGGUCUGUCUCGAACUCAAUGCACGAGGUACAAUGCGGUGGUGGAUGUGCGAGCCUAUCGCCUUCUACCACCGUCUAGUCCCGGCAUACUGGGAGUAUGACCACACCCACCUCCAGGCCAUCUUCCACCGCCUCCUCAGCGUCUUCAAACGCCGUGCAGCCCACCUCUGGCACCGAGACGUCCGCGUCGCGCGGGGCGGCAAGAUGUCCCGCUUGCGCACGGUCCUGAAGCGGGCGCUAUGGGAGGCCCCAAACCUGAAGCUGGAAAGUAUGUGCCGGUGGCAACAUUUGUGGUCGUUCCUGCGGUCGUGUGCGGCUGAUGUCCGCAACGCCAAGCUGUUCUGGCCCCUCCCUGAGCCAGCUACAUUUAUCGACCCAGCCCAAAUCCCGCUCUGCAUGCCAGAUUUGCCGUCAAGGGCGCAUCCCGAGGAGGACAAGUUGGAGCGCAUGGAGAGUAGAGAUGAGGAGAGUGAGGUCGAGGUCAUUGAGGUCGACGACAGUGAUGAGGGAUCAGAAGACUAG